GGAGCUCGGCGAGCAGGCUGAGUGUCCGCCAAGGCCCCGGGGCUGGGGGCCGGGUCGCCCUAGUGCGCGCCAGGAUCCCGCCGGCGGAGCUCGGCGAGCGACACGGCCGUACACGGCAUGGUGCCGGGCGCGCGGAUGGGAUGCGGGACUCGCUGAAUGAGAAGGCCAUGUGGCGCAAAGUGGCCGACGGGCUGCCGAUGGCGGAGCUGGGCGAGUCCAACCACCACCACCUGCACCAUGACCUGCACCACCACCACGGCCACCACGAGCACCACGGCGGCGGGCCGCACGGGCCGCACGGCAGGAAGGACUCGGCCUGCGACAACGACCUGUGGCCACCGGAUUCCUCCGACGUGACGCCCUUGCCGCCACCACCGCGGCCCUUCGUCCGUAUGGGCAGUACGAUGACGGGGUCGGAGGCCUCGCUGCCCGGGCCGCGGCGCAAGGAGCAGCGCCGGCAAGAAUGGCUCAACUCCGAGAUCCUCAACGCCGUCCUCAACGGCGAAUGCGCCGACAAGGUGGCCAAACUUCUCGAGGACGGCGCCGAGGCCAACGCCGUGUGCAGCCCGACGCGCACCUCGGCGCUGCACCUGUGCGCGCUGCGGCCGCUGCGCCCCGAGGCCGUGGCGGUGGCCACCCUGCUCCUGGACCACGGCGCCGACAUGCUGCACCGCGACCACUGCGACCGCACCGCCCUGCACCUGGCGGCCUGGGCCGGCGCGGCCGACCUGCUGGAGCUGCUCCUCAAGCGCUACCAGACAGCGAAGCUGCCCGGAGAGUCCAACUUCUUGGGCAUUCGCACUAGGUUUCCAAGGGACCACGGAGAGAGAGAACCCUUCCCAUCAACCUGGAACGACUCCUGGAAUCAUGCUCACAACACCGUAGAAGUUAUUCUGCCGAGCCUGGAGCCGGGUAGCACCGCUCUGCACGUGGCCUGUCAGCGCGUGCAUCUGCGCUGCAUCCGCCUGCUGACGAGCGCCGGCGCGGACCGCUCCGUCCUCGACGACCGCGGCUUCACGCCCAUCGACGUGCUCCAUGAGUUCCCGGGCUACGGCGAGGAGGACGGCCUGGGCGAGGAGAAGGAGGACGGCGGUGAGGUCGCGGCCGGCGCGGGGGACGCAGCAGGAGCAGCAGCGGAGGCCGAGCAGCCGGCCUUCCCCGCCGAGGUAGGCGGCGGCAGCCCCCCGGGCGCUAACUUCUUCCGGACCGACGUGGGCAUCAUCGGCGGCGUCGCGCAGCCCGCCUGGGUGCCGGACGCCAAGCCCAAGCCCAAGCCGGCCGGCAGGCGCGCCACCUCGGCCGACACGCGCCUGCUCGAUGCCAUCGUGUGGCUCAAGAAGGAGGGCGCCGGCAACUUCAUGACCGGCUCGGCGCUGCACACGGCCGUCACGACCGGCUGCCUCAAGGUGGUCGAGACCCUGCUCAACGUGGACCCCUCCUCGGCCUGCGCCAUCAACGCCAAGGGGGAGACGCCCGUGCACGCGGCCAUCGAGGCGCGCAGCAUCGAGGCCCUCAGGCUGCUCAUGAAGGCGAGCGAGCCCGCCAUCAACGUGCCAAACAGCACGGGCGCCACUCCGCUCAUGAUGGCCGUGGUGAACGAGUGGAACGAGGGCGUGAGCGAGCUGCUGCUGGCCAACGCGGACGUGGCGGCGCGCGACCUGAGCGGCGCCACGGUGCUGCACGAGGCGGCGGCGCACGCCGACAGCCAGCUGCUGCGCGAGCUGCUCUCCAUCGAGGAGGCCAUGCAGGUGCUGGACGCGGAGCGCGAGGACGGCCUCACGCCGCUCUUCGUGGCCGUCGAGUCCAGCAGCACGGAGCGCGUGCAGCGCUUCAUGGAGGCGGGCGCGAGGCUCACGCACACCCUGCCCGACGGCGUCAACAUCGUGCACCGGGCCGUGCAGCUCUACAACAGCACAAACUUGUCAGAGCACGAGGAGAUGGUGCGGCUGCUGGCUGACCGGCUGGGCAGCUCGGUGUCGGUGGAGGAGCGCUCGCUGCUGGACGCGCUGCAGAGCGGCGCGCAGGACCCCGGGCUGGCGCCCGUGCACAUGGCGGCCAAGAACGGCCACGACUCCGUGGUGGACGUGCUCAUCCGCAACGGCAGCAACCCGCGCGUCAGGACGGUGCGGGAGGCGCCGCUGUACGCCGCCACCGCCCUGCACCUCGCAGCGCAGUACGGUCACAUCAGCGUGGUGUCGCUGCUGGUGCACGCGGACCGCAAGCUGCUCUCCACCAAGGACGGGCGCGAGUGGCGGCCCAUCCACAUGGCGGCGCACUUCGCGCAGCGCGAGGUGCUGCGGUUCAUGAUCAAGGAGGGCGCUGACCUCGCCACCGGGGUGCGCGACGAGCAGAACCGCUCGUGCUCGGCGCUGUCCCUGCUCGUGCACAGCGUGGCCAAGCCCGUCGACUUCCUCGAGGAGCUGCUCGACGAGAGCAUCGCGCUCAACGAGUACCCCGUGAGCGACCACCGCGCCCAGAUCGACGUCCGAUAUGACAUCCUCAUACCGACGGAGGACGGGCAGGGCCUGCCCAAGUCCAGCCGGGGCGAGGCCUGUCCACUGCGGGGAGAGGAGCCCCACCAGCACGGCGGCGUGCACCAGGUCCGCCGGCAGAUGCGUGUCAUCGACGCCAUCCUGGAGAGCGGCAACUACUUCGGCCAGCAGAACCUACUGCAGCACCCGCUCGUGGAGAGCUUCCUCACGCUCAAGUGGAAGAAGAUGGCGCCCUUCUUCUACGCCAUCGUGGCGGUGCACGUGCUCUUCGUGUGCGCGCUCACGGGUCUUGUGGCGCAGAUCUACUGGUGGGCGGGCGACCAGGGCGCGGGCGUACAGGUGGCCCGCGUGGCCGUGUUCGUCACGACUGUGAUAAUAGCUCUACAGGAAGUGCUGCACCUCAUCCAGCUCCGUCUGAUGUACAUCCGAGACUUGGAGUCGUGGCUCAAGUGGAUUGCCAUAUCGCUGUCCGUGGUCGUGGCCUUCGUCGUGUUCGAGGGCGUGGAGUCGGCCUCCGCCUCGCCGACCGUGUCAGUCCCCACGGCGGCCGAGGACGCCUCGCUGGACGGGGCGGUCGCCAACGCGGACCUCGAGUCCGCGGGGGCGUCGUCCGCCGGUGCCAACGGCGGCGGGGUGGUCGGUGGGGUCCCGUACGAGUCGCGGAGCGGCCGCCUGGGGGACCGCUGGGAGCGCCACGUCACCACCCUGGCCGUGCUCAUGGCCUACACCGAGCUGCUGCUGCUCCUGUGCCGCUUCCCCCGCUGGGGCCUCCGUGUGCUCAUGUUUUACAAAGUGGCCAUCAACGUAAUCAAGAUGUUGCUGACCUUCUCCUUCCUCAUCGUCGGCUUUGGACUGAGCUUCUUCGUGCAGUUCCGGGGCGAAGAACCCUUCCCGACGCUCCUCGAGUCCAUGGGCAAGACCAUCGUCAUGGGCACGUCCGAGUUCGACUACGGCGACAUCUUCGCCGGCUCCAACGACACGAUCGUCGGCCGCAUGUUGUUUUUCAUCUUCCUGCUGCUCGUGCCCGUGGUGCUGAUGAACCUGCUGGUGGGUCUGGCCGUGUCGGACAUCGCCACGCUCGAGACCAAGGGCCGCAAGCGUGGUCUCGUGAAGCAGGCUGAGUUCCUCAGCACGCUGGAGCGGCUCGUGUACUCGCACUCGGUGCGCUGGUGCAUCCCGUCCAGGAUGCGCGCGCGGCUGCCCAUCUACAUCCCCGUCAGCCGGACCGUCGUCAUCUACCCGGGACAGUCGCUGCGCAUCAUCUUCGAGG
Molecule: messenger RNA, 3762 nt
Organism: Frankliniella occidentalis (western flower thrips)
Lineage: Eukaryota; Metazoa; Arthropoda; Insecta; Thysanoptera; Thripidae
Biological process (GO): monoatomic ion transport; transmembrane transport
Cellular component (GO): membrane
Molecular function (GO): protein binding; monoatomic ion channel activity
Source: RefSeq, a predicted model, not a curated record